Molecule: messenger RNA, 542 nt
Organism: Vespula pensylvanica (western yellowjacket)
Lineage: Eukaryota; Metazoa; Arthropoda; Insecta; Hymenoptera; Vespidae
Product: programmed cell death protein 7-like
Exons: 2
Source: RefSeq, a predicted model, not a curated record
CCUGAUCUAAUCGUAUUAACUGAUCGUACACUCUACUACAGUUCAAGUGAUCAAUGCUUUCGAUGUUCUUUAAUAUGCCCACCCUGUCCACCCCCACAAAUUCCACCUGAUCCGAGUUAUCCUUGUCCAACUCCUUGCACAUUGAUAACGUGCUCUUUACCACCACCACGGACCAGGAGACCAAAAUUAAGUUGCAAAGCAUACUUUCCGAAAAUUGAACCUAUCAAAGCUAUCAGAUUCGCACCAGCCGCUAAUCCGCCUCAUGGUUGCGGACAAUGGACAAAUCUUACUUAUCGUCCGAUAAUUCAAGGUGGUUUCAGUUAUUACGGUGUUGAUAAAUUAAUUCCACGUGGUCCACCACCUGGACCGCCUGUUCUUUGCCGACCAACUCCUGUCAAACCUUCCGAUUCACCUGGUAUGAUAGUCUAUAGUGCUCCGUAAAUGUUCUUAUAAUUCAUUAUUAUGAAAAAAUUUAUUUAUCAAAUGUUAUUAAUAUAUGCUUAAAAAGAAAAAGAAAAAAUUAUUAAUUUUUUAAAUUAUAA